This is a messenger RNA of Elaeis guineensis (African oil palm), 790 nucleotides long. RefSeq names its product copper transporter 1. Gene Ontology annotation, molecular function: copper ion transmembrane transporter activity. The record is from RefSeq and is a predicted model, not a curated record. Gene Ontology annotation, biological process: copper ion transmembrane transport. NCBI's taxonomy places the organism in Eukaryota, Viridiplantae, Streptophyta, Magnoliopsida, Arecales, Arecaceae. Gene Ontology annotation, cellular component: plasma membrane.
GGUACAACAAACUGCCUUCUUCUCCCCUAGCCUCUAUAUCCAAGGACAAGAAAGAACAGCGAAGAGCAACCUUUUCCUCGGAUCACCCAGGGCAUAUCUCUAGAGUAUUCCGCCAUGGAUCACUCGGGGAUGGGCAACAUGGCCUCCGACGAGAGUUACAGUACCCAUAUGACCUUCUUCUGGGGGAAGAACUCGGAGAUUCUCUUCAGUGGAUGGCCCGGCACCAGGGGCGGCAUGUACGCCCUGGCCCUCGUCGUCGUCUUCUUGCUCGCCGUCUUCGUCGAGUGGUUCAACUUCUGCCGCGUGGUCAGGCCUCGCUGGGGCCAUGCUGCGGCCGGGCUCGCUCAGACGGCCCUGUACGCGGUCCGCGUCGGGCUGGCCUACAUGGUCAUGCUCGCCGUCAUGUCCUUCAACGUUGGUGUAUUGAUCGCCGUGAUACUGGGUCAUGCCUUGGGGUUCCUUCUCUUUGGCAGCUCGGUGUUCCAGGCGCGGAAUUUGUCGACCGAGGGGAAUAAGGGAGACCUUCCUCCCAUCUCUUGUGCUUGCUGAUUUCUACGGCUUCUCGGUGUGCGGGUGAUCUAGUGCUGCCAUAUAUAUAUAUAUAUAUUUAAAUGUUUGGUGUGCUGUUUGAUUGUAAAUUCUGAAUACGCAACUUUAGAUUAUAAUUGUUGCAAAUUUUGUUUGAAAAUAAGGGUGCAGAUGUUAGAUCUCCAGGGUGUUUUCAUCGGAAACCAAUUUUCUUGGGCCUCAGUUUCAUUUGGUUUAUAGCCUAAAUAGUUUGUUAACGUAA